Molecule: messenger RNA, 1114 nt
Organism: Melanotaenia boesemani (Boeseman's rainbowfish)
Lineage: Eukaryota; Metazoa; Chordata; Actinopteri; Atheriniformes; Melanotaeniidae
Exons: 6
Coding region: 207-731 (174 amino acids)
Source: RefSeq, a predicted model, not a curated record
GCGGUGGGCCCCGCAAGAUGUCUGACAUGUUUCUGCAGUACCACAGGCCACUGGCUGGCGUAGAGCACAUGCUUGUGGUGGGCUGUUUGUCUGCGUGAAGCUGGCAUGGCCUCCCGUUCCCCCGCAUCUGUUCCCCAUUAGCAGAGCCGAGAGUAUAAAGCAGGGAGCUGACAGAGGCUGGGAACAGUCUAGUUCCAGCCUGGAUCAUGGGGUUUAGUGUCUGGCUGUGUGUGCUGUGUCUGCAGGCUAGCCUGCUGUCACACGCCUUUGACUGCUCAGGAGCAAGCCAGGGAGAGUUGUGUGUCAGCGGAGGGACCGCAGACAGACAGCAUGAAGAUCAAAGAAAACAGAGAGCACUACCCUCAACUGAGGGGAUGGUUUUGUUCAGACGUAAGAGACAGCUGGAGCAGAGGGUGCCCACCCACCUGAGUCACGUCAGCCUGCCUGGAGCCUUCGCUGUCAAAGGCUUCCCUAACACUCUCAUCCAGGCUGACAGGUCCAGAAGACACUUGGCUGCAAAUAAGAAAAAGAACAAGCGUAAACUCCGUGCCGGCUCCCUCUCCCUCCUUAGCAGAGACAAGAAAACCAACCCCCUACAGGUGAUCAGAGCGAGGAGACAGGUGAAACUUGAUCCACCCAAGAGGGGGAAGUCAGGACGUUCUGGAGCAUUUUCUGUCCUGGGAGAUCCUCAGAAUGAUGGGCAAAAUGUCAGACCUGAUGGGAGCAUGUAGAAGACAAGUGCCAAGAUUUUCUAUUAUUGUUGGCAAACCCUAACAAAGAGUAUACAGUUCAAAUGGAGAGAAAAGCAACAGAAGACUGGGAUGAAAAUUUAACACUUAGCUGAUUAAUAUACCCUUACUUUUAGAUGUAAGCUAACUUAUGCUAAUUGGCCAGUCUGUACUAGCAAAUCAUUUUUAUUAUAUUUACAGUUGUGAUUUUUAAUACAUCUCUGCAUAAUAUCACAUAAUAAGAGAUCCUAUAAUGAUAUUUCACUUUUUUCCUUUUUCUUAUAACCUAUUUAAUCACAGAUUUCUUUAAAAGAUUGAGUGGGUAUAUUUUUGCAGAAUUAUUUCUUGUACUGUUUUAUCAGGUUUCAAUUAAAGGUUUGUGGAGA